AGAUCCUCGGUGUGCCGGUUCACUCUGUUUCUGGUGUUUGUAAUGAAACUAUGAUGGAGUAAUCUCAUGAGUCAGCAGGAGCAGUGUUCGUAAAAAACUUUAGAGGGGUUUAAAAUCAGAAGUUUUUGCUUUGCAGUGGCUGCACAUCAUACCUGCACAUCUUGUAUUCUAUUUUGCGGGUCAGAAAUGCUAAUCUGCACAUGUUUUGUGUCUAUGACUGACCUCAAAUCGCUACUUUCACUUUCGAUUAAACUAACUAAACGCGACAUAUGCCGUGCUUCGUCUCUCUGGCACCAGAAAGUAGAAAACAAGUGGCUCUCACGGUGUUUCCAGCUCCUUCCUGGAGAUGCAUAAGCAGGGGAGCCUGGUUAGGCUGUUGGGGGUUCCAGGUGUUUCACCAGGUGACAAGACAGCUAAAAAACACCGGUUUAUUUCCUCAGACCUAAGCACGGAGGAGGGGAGGUGCUGUAGGUGUGGUGUGCCCCUCUCACCAGCCCGGACAGGCCGUCAUCAUAGUCCAGGACCAGAGGUUCCUGCUGUGUUUAGCAGACUGAUGUGCUGCAGAUCGAUGAUCAACAGUAUCGGUUAACCGUGAAAAUGUCUGAGAUGGAUUUCCCAGUGGAGGCAACACUACAUUUGAAAGAGUUUCAAGAUGAGAGAGAAGUGAAGAAUAUCGUCAGGUCACAUGGCUUUGAGAUGCAUGAUCUAGGAGAAGGUCGUGUGCGUGUAAAGGGUCAUUUUUCUAAGCUCAAAGAGGUAAAGGCUCAAUUAGAACAGCUUCCCUUAUCACAAACCAAGAUGUCGCCAUCCUCAUCAUCCUCACCAAUCCCAGCUGCAUCCUCUGGAGCCAUUCCCAAAAACUACAGUCGCAGAGACAAGCCCCCACAUGCUGCUCUAUCUUCCCCCACCUCCUCAUCAUCAUCAGCGCCAGGCCCUUCUCGUAGCCGUCCAGCCUCUCAGGGGUACGCUGCAGCCUCGUCCCCAGACCAGCGUGGUUCCCUCAGGCACAGAGAGGAGACUUUUGUCAUUGAUGCAGAUGUGUUCAAGUAUGCUGGCCGGUUCAGGAAAAAAGAAAUGGACAGCAUCCUGAUCAGCCAUGAUGUGAAAAUGAAAACAGAGGAUUGUGGUGAUAUGGUCAACAUCACUUUAACGGGGAAGAACUCAAAGACAGCACUGAGUAAAGUGCAGAGCCUUCUGGCUUCUCUCAGCAAUACACUACGCACACAGGAAGUUCCUCUGCAGGACAUGUCUGAUGAUGGCAAAAUGCUUUUAGCGAAAAUUAAGAAAAAAGGAAACGUCGACGGUUUGGUGCUGGUGUGCGAGAUGGGCGACAGGCUUCAUCUUAUUGGCUCAUCUCGCGAGAGCUUCUUGUUAAAGCAGAGGUUGCUGGACGGGCGUGACCGGCACGGACGCACAGGGAGAGCCUCAGCUAAAGGCUCCAGAGGAAGGAGCAACUCCGCUCCACCGACUAAUCGCAAGAGCACAGAAACAGCUGCCAACCCUGAUACAUCACCCGGUGGAGCCACAGGUUACUCCCAAUCGAAGCACCAGGAUGAUGAACAGAAAGAUGCCACGACUGGGUGGGAAAUUGAUGCUUUCCACAGUCGGCCAAGAACCCGGUCUCUGUCCCCUGAAAAUAAACAUGCAAAGAGGGUCAAUGGCAACCCGAAAAAGAGAGAAAGUAAACCUCCACCUCAGAAGUUAAAAAACCUUUUCACAUUUACCUCCAAUGGGAUAAAGAACACAUUUAAAAAGAUAAAUAGAAAUUUAAAAAAGAAAUGAGAGAGAAUCUCUCUUGACACAAAACAGAGCACCGUUGUUCCUCAUGUGUGUGAGUAUUUAAAAGGGUCUAAAUGCAAGGGGGUUUUUUUCUUACUGAGUACCUGUGUGGUGUUACACCACUAAUACUGAAACCAGGGCUCAAGCUUGAAAGGAGUAUGUGUUUGCCUUUUAAGGAAAUGCAGCCUGGAUCAGUGGUUAGCUUAGCUUAGCAUAACGACUGGAGAAUGACACUAAACCUCACCAUGAAACACUUUACAUCUUGUUUAUUUAAUCCAGACAAAACACGUUGUUUGAGGGGAGAAUAUGUCCUAGAUUUAUAAUUAAUCUACAUAUUUUUCAACAUGUCCGAUUAUUCUUCUGAAAAGAGACACAAGGUUAUAUUUUUUUUUUGCAGAUGCCACCAGUGUGUCUGACUUAGCUCUGUUCACCUGACAAUACUGAAACAGAGCUCAUCAUUCAAACGUCUAAAAGCAUCUGAAACCAGAAGUAAUAAAAUGUCUGCAUAAAGCACGAGACUGUGGACCUCCCCACCAGUAAAAAAAAAACACCCAGGAAAUCAGUUUCCUGUUUAAUAAUUACAUACAACAACAGAGGAGGCAGAGGUGAGCCCUGCCUUCUUCCCCUUUUCUGAGUCUUCAGGUCAAUAUGUAGUCGAUGGAGCCACCCAGUGAUUAGUCAUUUUAAAGAAACAGCUCCAUCCCACCUUUUUUAUUAUUUGAGGAGUUUCAAACCUCACUGUUACUUAAAAUCAACUAAAUGAAUAAAUGGUGUGUGUAGUGUUGUGAGCAAGCUUUCAAAAUCCAAAGAAAUGUGAAUCAAUGUUCUGUUUAAACAAGAAAAAAAGCUGUUUUCAUGUUUAAGGAGCUUAAACCGAAGGACGGUUUCUGUUCAUUUUCUGUUGAUGAUUGAACUGUUUUAUUGCUGCUUUUUUACACUCACACUUGUUAGAUGAUGGUGUAAUCUGUCAGUCGAAGGUCUGGCUGAUGGCCGGGUCAGAUCUAAUUAUCCUCUGAUGACCCUUGAAUGAAGUCGGUCAUUUAUGCUGUUCAGACUUUUCCAGAGGUUCAUUUGGAUAAAGUCCAGACUGCUUGAAGAAUGAAGGUUUGUGCCUCAAACCUAUCAAUGCUGGCAGAUACACCACUACCAGUACGCCUAUCUUUAUAAUAUCAGCUGUGUAGAUGUACCAGUUUAUCUCCAUAACUUUUUUAAUACUUUAAGUGUAAACAUUGACUUAUUUCCGUUUUGUGGUGCAAUAUUCUGAUUUUGAUUCUGACACAACACUCUUCAAAAGUAGAUUUUUUAAACAUUUUAAACACUAAAAAUAAGCUUUACAUAAAAAGGAUUAACAUUAAAGAGGCAGGACACUGACAUGUGCAGAGGAGGGAUAAUGGAUAUACUGGACAUGCUUAAUAUGAAGGGGUAAAAGAGGAAGACCAGGAUGUCAUGACGGAGGACAUGCAGAGGGUUGGUGUGACAGAGGGGGAUGAUAAGGACGGGGUGAGAUGGAGGCAGAUGAUCCACUUUGGUGAGCCAUAAAUUGAGCAGCCCAAAGAUAAGAUGACAAUGAGACUAACUGAAAAUACAAAUGAUUCUGUAUUUAAUAGUUAAUGAAUCAUUUUUAUUGUCAACUCAGUUGACUGACAUCUCUUAAUCGUUAUGUUUGAUGGUUGCACCACCAUUAUUUAAUAUUUUCACACAUCAGUAUUUGCUCUGGAUCAUAA
Molecule: messenger RNA, 3503 nt
Organism: Pelmatolapia mariae (spotted tilapia)
Lineage: Eukaryota; Metazoa; Chordata; Actinopteri; Cichliformes; Cichlidae
Gene: rbm43
Exons: 3
Coding region: 598-1782 (394 amino acids)
Source: RefSeq, a predicted model, not a curated record